Molecule: messenger RNA, 1490 nt
Organism: Mus caroli (Ryukyu mouse)
Lineage: Eukaryota; Metazoa; Chordata; Mammalia; Rodentia; Muridae
Source: RefSeq, a predicted model, not a curated record
GAGGAGGAGGGUUCGUGAAACUGACAAAAACUGCUCGGAAGGAUUAUAUCAAGUGGGCCCAUUUUGCUGCCAACCAUGCCAACCUGGUCUCUGAGUUAUCCAGUCUCUGAUUCCUGGCCAUGUAGACAGUGUAAAGCAUGGGCUCCCUCUCGUGGAGUGAGCUUCAAGUUAAACAAGACAUUGGCUGGUCACUUCCACAAGUUCUGUGCCACCAUUGCCCCAGCACAUCUUGCAGGCAGGAUACAAGUGAACGAAAAGUUAAGGACUGCACAAUGGAUGGGAGUACACCAACCUGUGCCCCAUGCACAGAAGGGAGGGAUUACAUGGACAAGAAACAUUAUGCUGAUAAAUGCAGAAGAUGCACACUCUGUGAUGAAGAGCAUGGUUUAGAAGUGGAAACAAACUGCACCCUGACCCAGAAUACCAAGUGCAAGUGCAAACCAGACUUCUACUGCGAUUCUUCUGGCUGUGAACACUGUGUUCCCUGCGCCUCGUGUGAACAUGGAACCCUUGAGCCGUGCACAGCAACCAGCAAUACAAAAUGCAGGAAACAAAGUUCCAGAAAUCACCUAUGGUUGUUGACCAUCCUUGUUUUGUUAAUACCACUUGUAUUUAUAUAUCGAAAGUGCCGGAAAAGAAAGUGCUGGAAAAGGAGACAGGAUGACCCUGAAUCUAGAUUCUCCAGUCAUGAAACCAUACCAAUGAAUGCCUCAAAUCUUAGCUUGAGUAAAUACAUCCCAAGAAUUGCUGAAGAUAUGACAAUCCAGGAAGCUAAAAGAUUUGCUCGAGAAAAUAACAUCAAGGAAAGCAAGAUAGAUGAGAUCGUGCAUGACAGCAUCCAAAACACAGCUGAGCAGAAAGUCCAGCUGCUCUGGUGCUGGUACCAAUCUCAUGGAAAGAGUGAUGCAUAUCAAGAUUUAAUCAAAGGUCUCAAAAAAGCUGAAUGUCGCAGAACUUUAGAUAAAUUUCAGGACAUGGUCCAGAAGGACCUUGGAAACUCAACCUCAGACAUCGGAAAUGAAAAUGAAAGACAAUGUCUGGAGUGAAAACUACCUCAGUUCCAGCCAUGAAGAGAGGAGAGAGCCUGCCACCCAUGAUGGAAACAAAAUGAAUGCCAACUGUAUUGACAUUGGCAACACCUGGUGCAUUCUCUUUGCCCGCAAAUGACAGUUGAUAUUCAGUGAGGGUCAAAUGACUAGCAGGUUCCAGAGACUGCUUCUGCUAUUCUCUGCAGUUGCUGAGAUGAACCAUUUUCUCUGUCUACUGCGAUUUUUACAUUCAAACGUCCAUGAAAUUUGUAUUAAAUGUGAAUUGGGACCUGCAGUGUUUGUGUUUAUAUUCAUAUACUGUGAACUGAGGAGAAUUAUAAACUGAAACAAAUACUCUCGGUUACUUGAAGACCUUCCACUGAUGGACAGUUCUUUUCCUCUCUCUAUGGAAAUGUGUAAUAGAAGAAAUAAUUUUUAAAUUAAAGUAUUUUUUUGCAUUUC